UUGUGUUAUCAAGUAUUCAAAACGAAAGGAAUUUUAUAGAAUGUAUUCCCUAGUGUUCAUUGUGGGAUUAGUUUCCAUUUUUGGCAUCAUUAAUACUGACAAAGUUUCACCCCGACCCAGCCUUAAAUCCUUCAGAGACGACUAUGACAGUGUCGCUAAAACCUGUGUGGCUGUUGGAUAUGUGAAAGACAACUGUAAAACUAACCGGGACAAAAAAAAUAUGGUAAUAGCAUUCAAUGCCAAAGCCAAAGGAAGUGUUCAAUCAGUAAGUGAUGGUAAUAUUGUCAUGUUUGGAGAAGUCGAUCUGAAUGUAGGAGGUGGUUACAACGCGGUUAAAGGAACUUUCACCGCUCCCAAAUCGGGAGUGUACGUCUUUGAUUGGACAACAAUGACGAACAAUAACAAAAUUGCUCACACCUCACUGGUCUUGAAUGGUAAAAGAAGGGCAUAUAACCAUUGUAACAACAACAACCAUCAUAUUAACAUGUCAUGUAGUAAAAUGGCUGUCGUCAGAAUGGAGGCAGGAGAUAAGGCUUGGAUUGAUAGCUAUUCAGGAGCAUCAUCUGUUUAUCACAAAUACUCUUCUUUUUCUGGCUACAUGUUGUAAAUGCGAAAUAGAGAUAUA
This is a messenger RNA of Saccostrea cuccullata (small rock oyster), 625 nucleotides long. Its product is annotated as cerebellin-1-like. Bases 41 to 607 code for a protein of 188 amino acids. Gene Ontology annotation, molecular function: protein binding. The transcript is spliced from 3 exons. The record is from RefSeq and is a predicted model, not a curated record. Lineage: Eukaryota; Metazoa; Mollusca; Bivalvia; Ostreida; Ostreidae.